Molecule: messenger RNA, 566 nt
Organism: Adelges cooleyi (spruce gall adelgid)
Lineage: Eukaryota; Metazoa; Arthropoda; Insecta; Hemiptera; Adelgidae
Exons: 6
Coding region: 86-400 (104 amino acids)
Source: RefSeq, a predicted model, not a curated record
CAAAACCAGUCUUUAUAUACUACAUUUGAUUGAAGUAAUUUCGAAGACUUUUUAAACACUUUUGUAUAAUUUUAAAAUUAUUACGAUGCAUGCAAAAGCAAUAUUUGUGUUAUGUUUAAUAAUUUGUUGUUUAAAACUAACUUAUUCUGGCCCUCCAGAGGAACGACAGACAGAGUUAUAUAACUUAUACAUGAGCAGCAACGUUGAGGAAAUUGACCAACCGAUGAACUAUGAAAAGCAACCUGACACCGAUGCCUCAGAAGGUGCUAAUGUGAAAAAAGAAGAUGAUGUUGCGCAGGACAAGCCUGUUCCCGCACAGAAUGAACAACCCAAUGCACAAGAGAAAAAACGAAAAAGUAAUUGUCUUUCAAAACUUCUUUGUGGCCGCCAUAAGGAGUGAUCGGAUACAAGCAUACACAUAAUAAGUUGUUUAAUAAAUAAAUAUAUACCUAUCUGAUAACCGGCUUAAGAAUGCAUUAAAACCUACCUAAACAAAAAUUGAAAAUUGUGUAAAUUGUAUAACAUUUAAAUUACCAAUAAAGAUAUGGUUAUUAAAUAAUUGUUAA